GGGGAACUUCCCGAAACUUGCCCUUUCGCGCUGUCCACCUUAUCUUCUCCGUUGUGCCUCUUUGCUGGCUAAAAAAACCCUAAGAUUCCGUGUACCUCUCGCAUGUAUUAGUUGAAUGGCUUCUCCCGAGAUCGAAGUCGACUCAGAUUCCAAAACUCCGAAAAACGAAGCCCACAUCUUCGAUGUUUUCUCCGCUUGUGCCUACGGAGAUUUCCCAAAACUGCGGAAAUUUGUAGAAGAAAACUGCGCUUCUCUCUCAAAGCCUGAUGGAAAUGGGUACUAUGCUCUUCAUUGGGCUUCUCUCAAUAAUUUCCCAGAUAUCGUGCAGUACGUCAUCGAGCAUGGCGGUGAUGUGAAUGCGGUCGAUAAUUCGCAGCAGACGGCUUUGCAUUGGUCUGCGGUUCGGGGUGCGGUUUCGGUGGCGGACAUCCUUUUACAGAAUGGAGCUCGGGUGGAGGCGGCUGAUAUUAAUGGGUAUCGGGCAGUUCAUGUUGCUGCUCAAUAUGGACAAACAGCUUUCAUAAAUCACCUUGUUGCAAAGUACCAUGCAGAUUUUGAUGCACCGGAUAGAGAUGGGAGAAGUCCUCUUCAUUGGGCUGCCUAUAAAGGAUUUGCAGAUACGAUUCGAUUACUUCUUUUUAGAGAUGCAUGCCAAGGGAGAACGGAUAAAGAAGGUUGUACUCCUCUACACUGGGCGGCAUUAAGAGGAAAUGUGGAGGCAUGUGUGGUGCUUGUACAUGCGGGCACAAAGCAGGAACUAAUGGUGAAAGACAAUGCUGGAUUUACUCCUGUUGAGCUUGCAUCUGAUAAAGGUCAUCGGCAUGUUGCCUCUUCCUUUCUAAUAUUCAGCGAGCACACAGCAAACGUUGGAGAGACAAAGUUUGCAGUGGGAAAACAGGGAAUAGUAAUUAUGCUCCUGUUCUAUUUUGCAUUGCAAUAAUUGUUACUAUCCUCUUCAUCAACACAGUUCUUGUAGCUCCUAAUCUUACGAAGGUUACUGCUGUUGUUGGACUCUGGGGAUGGAUUUGUGUUUCUCUCUCUGUAUGUUCAUUGAUAAUGCUCUAUAGAUGUAGUAGUAAAGAUCCGGGUUAUAUAAAAAAAUCUGGUGGUUUGGGUAAUCACACAGAUGCGGAGGUAUGCUAUAUC
Messenger RNA from Vitis riparia (riverbank grape), 1146 nucleotides. Its product is annotated as probable protein S-acyltransferase 23. Gene Ontology annotation, cellular component: Golgi membrane. Gene Ontology annotation, molecular function: palmitoyltransferase activity; protein binding. The record is from RefSeq and is a predicted model, not a curated record. The transcript has 8 exons. The coding region runs from base 116 to 940 and encodes 274 amino acids. NCBI's taxonomy places the organism in Eukaryota, Viridiplantae, Streptophyta, Magnoliopsida, Vitales, Vitaceae. Gene Ontology annotation, biological process: protein palmitoylation.